AUGCCCAAGAGGCCUCCGCGGGCUAACGAAUGCUACGCCUUGGACAAGGAUCUGGCGGCCUCUUCGACAUGUGGGCAGGCUUUCGACGUCGCGCAGCAAAGCGCUGACAUCAUGGAUGCCCCCAACUGGGCCAACUUAUUCUAUGCGCUGGCCCACUUCAAGAAGAAGGGAGACCGCAGCAUAACUUACGCAAGCCUCCGUAGCGAUCCCCGUUGGUCUGGGAGUUGCCAGAAGCUGUGUUCAUGUUUGGCAGAUCUCACUGCCCGUGAUGCUGCGAAUGUAAUUUGGUCACUGGCGAAUUUAGAUGCCAAGCAGGAGCCACUUUUCCUGCAAACCGCAGAUGCUUUGUGCAACGGUGGGAAACUGGCCGUUUGUGACCCAAUGAGUAUCGCGAAAACUGCUUGGGCGCUAACGAGCAUCCCAAACAGAGACAGGCGACUGGAUCUGUUUGCAAAGCUGGCAGUGCCUGUGGUUCUGCGUGCCGACACCUUCCCUCUGGGAUCUCUCACCAUGAUCUGCUAUGCUUUCGCGAAAGCUGACUUCCGAGACGGGGACGCUUAUGAGGCUUUAUCGGCAGCACUGACGACUCAUAUGGAUGACGAGCUCCGCCCGAUUGAUGUUUGCAACAUCAUUUGGUCCUUCUGCACGGUGGGAUAUCGAGACGACGAGCUUUUUGCAAAGAUAUGCGAGAUAUAUCUCGUUAAGGAGGCAGUGGUGAGCGAGUUCAACCCGCAAGAUCUGACCAACAUCACAUGGGGCUUUUGCAAGGUUGGCUUCGAGCAUAAGCCCGCCAUGGACGUGCUCGUCAAAGUGAGUUACGACCAACGUCAUGUUUUCGAACCCAUUCAUUACGCCAACCUGCUCUACUCCUUCGCCAUGCUCAGAAUGCACGGUCCAGACGGCCUCCUGCUCGCUAUCGCUGAUGCCGCAUCGGAGCGUGUGCAAAAGUUCGACGGUGGCAACCUGGCCAUCGCAGGCUGGGCGCUGGCCACGCUGGGUAUGAGCGAGCAUCCACUGCUCGAUCUCGCCUUGGACCGGGCCGCUCGCCCCGAGCUUUGCGCGACUUUAGGAAGCCGUGCGCUCUCGAUGAUGACAUUGGCAUGCUUCCGCACCCGACGCCCCGAAAAGCUGGAGAGGCUGCUCGAUGUUACGCGCCAAUCUGGCCUUGGCAUCGGCGCAUCCGGCUACUCCGCGGCAGUGAUGGCUGCAGAGCAGAGCUCGGACCACGUUCGGGAGAUUCAGAUUCUCGAGGCCAUGUCCUCUGAAGCGCAAGAUAGUCGCAUGCGAACUGCGGUGGCCAACUCCUUGGCACUGAGGCUUUGGAAGCGUGGUCUGGUUCGGGAGGCUUUCGCUGUCCUGCGAGAUUUGAAUAGAUGUGAGCCGAAGCGGUGGUCUGUUGUGUCCUCGGCACUGGUGGCUCGGCUGGGGGCAGAGUGCGGUGCGCUUGAGGAGGCUGCGGAGAUCCUCGAAACCACCGGAGGUUUCGACAGCCAAGAGUGGGAAGCUCCGGUCACAAGUGGCAUCCACCCUAUGGCGGCCACACGCCAGAACGAGGGAAGCCACGCCUAUACGCGGGAGUUCAUGACCCUCCAUGCCGUCCUGUGCGGUGCACCGCCCGGAGACCCAGAUGCCUGCAUGGCGGCCAUUGAGCGCUUUGCAGAGUCCAGAUCUCUGUGGCUAAAGAUCACGGCAUGGGAGAAGGGCAUCGUAGUGCACGAGGUGGCCCGGCUCUGGAAGCCUCGUCUUAGUGUUGAGAUAGGGGCCUACGUGGGCUAUUCUGCCAUGAACAUCGCACGUGCGGUGCGACACCACGGGGGAAAGGUGGCAAGCUUGGAGGUUGACCCUCUGCACGUCACUUUGGUCAGAAACAUGAUCGAGUAUGCUGGCUUGUCUGACACGGUGGAUGUGUGGACUGGCUACUCAUACGACAGCAUCCCCCACCUGCUAGAAAAAUACGGGCCCCGUUCCGUCGACCUGGUGUUCAUGGAUCAGAAGGGCACACGUUUCCAUAGUGACCUGGCGCUCAUGGAGGAGCUCAACAUACUCUCUGAUCGAGCCGUGAUCUUGGCAGACAACGUGCUGAAACCAGGUGCACCGCUCUACAUCUGGCACCUUGCCAAGGGCAGUUACCAUCAUUGCACGGCGAUCUCGGUUCGGGAGUUUUUGCUCCAAAGCGAGGACUGGAUGGUCAUGGCGUUCCGUGAUGUCUCACGACCCAAAGCGCCCACACCCCCUCCCAGCCUACACCGCCUCGCCUUCGAAUCGGACAACUUCCGCAAGCGCUCCAUGUUUGACGGCGUCGCUCCAAGCAAGUCGGACUGGUGGAAGUUUUCUCAGGGCUUCAUCAAUGGACUAGCGCAGUGUGGCUGCAAGCCCGACAUAGUCGGCUUGCACGGGCGGGAGAAUCCGAAAAUCACGCCGGCUGACGUGGCGAGAAUCUUCGAAACGGCGGGCGUUUUACAUGAGCCGAGCAGGACGGGCACCUGA
Messenger RNA from Symbiodinium sp. CCMP2592, 2487 nucleotides. NCBI's taxonomy places the organism in Eukaryota, Dinophyceae, Suessiales, Symbiodiniaceae. The record is from the annotation of a GenBank genome assembly.